AUGUCCUGUCGUUAUCUGACAUAUGAAUUAUUUGGUCUUCAAGGUUAUAAACCAACAUCAGAACAAUGUCAAGUGGAAUUUGAAACACCAAAAAAGUACUCAACUGGCUCUUACUCAUUACCAGUCUUUGUAUCGCUCAUUGAUAUCAACGACGAUAACAGAUCGGAUAUAAGUGUGGCUAAUCAAAAUGCAAACAACAUUGGUAUUUUCUUCAACGUUCAAGGUAAUUAUUUUUCUGAGCAAGUAACUCACUCAAGUGGAUAUACUGGACAUGAAUCAGGUCCACAAUAUAUAUCAGUCGUUGACGUCAAUGAUGACGAUAAACCAGAUAUUAUUGUUGCAAACAAGGGAGACAAUAGUGUUGGUGUUUUGUUCAAUUAUGGCUCUGGUCUUUUUGACACCAAAGCUUAUGAAACUGGAACCGAAACAUAUCCAUCAGGAGUUGCAGUGGUUGAUGUUAAUAACGAUAAAAAACCCGAUAUUAUCGUGACAAACCAAAAUACGAACACUAUCGGUGUUUUUCUACGCUCUGGUCCUGGUCAAUUCCCGUCUCAGCACCUUUACCGGGUUCCGCAUAGUUUCGGCGUCACGUAUCCGCAAGUAGUGGAUGUCAAUGGCGAUACUCAUCCUGAUAUUAUUGUCGCAAAUCCUGGUGGAGCUUGUGUUGGUAUUUUCUUUAAUUUCGGUAAUGGAACAUUUGUUUCUUGGACAACAUUUUCAACUGGAUUCGAUUCACAACCAAACUCUGUAUUUGUGGCUGAUGUGAAUGAUGAUAAUAAACCUGAUCUGAUUGUGGGUAACUUUAAAGCGAGUAAUGUUGGCGUUCUUCUCAAUGCUGGCAAUGGUAAAUUUCUUAAUCAAACAAUAUAUUCAACUGGGCUCAACUCACAACCACUAUCGGUGUUUGUGGUUGAUAUAAACUGCGACAACAAGCCUGACAUCAUCGUUGCCAACUCUAAUGAAGAGAACAUUGGUAUUUUUCUUAACUUUGGCAAUGGUAUAUUUCAGCCUCAAAGAACAUAUGCAACAGGAGUUCUCACAAAACCAUGAAUACAAUCUAUUACAAGUAAAGGUAAAUUUGAUUUUGGUCCAGAUCAAUUAGCAUCAAAUAUUUGGUAUAAACCAAAAGGUCAAUUAAUCAAUGGUCAUUAUGAAAAUAGUUAUUCAAAUUUUAGUUUAUGGUCAAAUCUUUUAUUAUAUUUACAAAAUAAUAAUGGGUCAAUAUCGAUACAAGCUUCGGAAAUUGGUUAUAUGAAGAAUGAAGCAUUGAUGAAUUUUCGUAAAAAUAAUAUUUCUGUUAUUGUAGUAUUACCUGCUUUUACUCAAUGUUAUGAUGGUACUAUAUUAGGAUUAUUAGAACUCUAUGGUGAAUCUUGA
Adineta steineri is the source of this 1377-nucleotide messenger RNA. The record is from the annotation of a GenBank genome assembly. NCBI's taxonomy places the organism in Eukaryota, Metazoa, Rotifera, Eurotatoria, Adinetida, Adinetidae.